This is a messenger RNA of Coffea eugenioides, 1330 nucleotides long. RefSeq names its product serine carboxypeptidase-like 50. Bases 1 to 1317 code for a protein of 438 amino acids. Gene Ontology annotation, molecular function: serine-type carboxypeptidase activity. The transcript has a single exon. The record is from RefSeq and is a predicted model, not a curated record. Lineage: Eukaryota; Viridiplantae; Streptophyta; Magnoliopsida; Gentianales; Rubiaceae. Gene Ontology annotation, biological process: proteolysis.
AUGGAGUUCAUAAUUCCUCUGCACUGUCGCAACCUCCUCAAACUCCUCCUCUUCCUCACCAUCGUCCACCGUGUACCACACUCAACCACCUCUCUCGAUCUCCUUCCCAAAGAAGCGCUGCCGACCAAUUCUGGAUACCUGGAAGUCAACUCAACAACUGGUUCAGCCCUUUUCUACACAUACUACGAGGCACAAGAGCCGGCCACACCCCUAUCUCAAACCCCCCUUCUCAUCUGGCUCCAAGGUGGCCCUGGCUGCUCCUCCAUGCUUGGAAACUUCUAUGAACUUGGUCCGUGGCUGGUUACGUCUAAUGUUUCAGUUAAGCCUAAUCCAGGGGCAUGGAACAGGAUAUUUGGGGUCCUUUUUAUUGAUAAUCCAAUUGGAACUGGAUUCAGCAUUGCUGCUUCGCCUCAAGAAAUCCCAAGAAAUCAGCAUGACGUUGCGAAGCAUCUUCUCAUCGCUAUCAAGAAGUUUAUUAAGCUGGAUGAUAUGUUUAAAACGAGGCCAAUUUAUGUUACUGGGGAGAGUUAUGCUGGAAAGUAUGUUCCGGCACUUGGCUACUACAUAUUGAAAAAGAAUGCUAUUUUGCCAGUUUCCAGUAGGGUCAAUUUAGCCGGUGUAGCUAUUGGAAACGGACUAACAGAUCCGGCCACACAAACGGCCACUUAUGCUGUGAAUGCUUACUAUUCUGGAUUCAUUAACGAUAAGCAGAAGAAAAUCUUAGAGAAUCUUCAGAAGAAGGCUGUUGAAUUGACACAAAUUGGGAAUUGGACUCAGGCUUCUAAUGCAAGAGAUACAGUGGUGCAAACAUUGGUAGACAUGACUGGCUUCGCAAGUGUAUAUGAUUUUAGAAGGUUAGUUCCAUAUCAAGAUUAUUUAGUGGCGGAGUUUCUAACAAAUAUGGAGGUAAAAAAGGCGUUAGGUGCUAAGGAAAAUAUUGUGUUUGAAGGAUGUAGUGAUGUUGUGGAAGAUGCACUAACCGAGGAUAUCAUGAAGAGUGUGAGGUAUAUGGUUGACUAUUUAGUUAUGGAAACUAAGGUUUUAUUGUACCAGGGACAGUGUGAUAUGCUUCUUAAUGUGGUGUCGAAUGAGGCUUGGAUAAAGAAACUGAAGUGGGAGAGACUAAGAGAGUUCAUGGAAGCAGAUAGGAAAGUUUGGAGAGUGAAUGAGACUUUAGCUGGCUCUGUGCAGAAGUUUGAGAAAUUGAGUCAUGUUGUGGUGUUGAAUGCGGGACACCCUGUGCCUACUGAUCAGCCGUUGAAUUCUCAAGCUAUGAUAGAAGACUGGGUUUUGGACAGGGGACUCUUUGCAAAUUAGCAGUAGAACAACA